Molecule: messenger RNA, 822 nt
Organism: Condylostylus longicornis
Lineage: Eukaryota; Metazoa; Arthropoda; Insecta; Diptera; Dolichopodidae
Product: trypsin-7-like
Exons: 1
Coding region: 7-714 (235 amino acids)
Biological process (GO): proteolysis
Molecular function (GO): serine-type endopeptidase activity
Source: RefSeq, a predicted model, not a curated record
CGGAAAAUGUGUGCGACAAUUUUAAAAACAAUAUUUUUAAUUUUAUAUUUUUCAUAUAAAAUUGAAGGAUUUUCCGAACUUUCAUUUAUGGCAUCACUUGAUUGGAAUGGAAUACAAUAUUGUGGUGGUACAGUUAUAUCAGCAGAAUGGGUGCUAACGGCAGCUCACUGUUUAUACCAUAUGCCUGCAUCUGAAAUAAAAGUUCGUAUUGGUUCCAAAUAUUCAAAUAAGGGUGGUAUGUUCGUUGACGUUUCAGAGACACGCAUCUAUGAUGAUCCUUACGUUAAAUCAUAUUUUGAUGAUGUUGGAUUAAUAAAACUAAGUAGACCUGUAGAAGUUGAAUAUAUCAAAUUACCAGAAGUUGGUGAUUAUCCAAAAAAUGCAUCACUAAUUAAAGUUUAUGGAUAUGGAAAAAUUAAUGAAGGCAAUGAUUAUAAUUCUGAACUGUUAAUGAUUGAAAUUCCAGUAGUAACAAUAGAAGAAUGUCGCCGUUCUUAUGGUGAGCAAUAUGUUACUGAUAAUAUGUUUUGUGCAUAUGCUGAAGAAAAAGAUGCAUGCCAAGGUGAUGCUGGCGGACCGGCAAUAAUCGAUAAUAUUCAAUAUGGCAUUAUUUCGUGGGGAUUAGGUUGUGCUAGAUACACUUUUCCUGGGGUUUAUACAUUAAUAUCUAACUCAUGGAUACGCAGUUGGAUUUAUCGUAUUACAGGAGCUUAAAACCCUACAACUUUGCUUUUAAUUUACUAAUUUAAAGUUUAUUUUUUCUUUUAUUUGUAAAUUAUUAAUUACGAGAAUUUACCUUAACCAAUAAACUAGAGUUUACGU